AUGUACAUAGACGCAAUUUCCUCGCAGACUUCCGCAUUUGGGGCUUUCAAAGCGCACGCCUUGUCACAAAGAAGAGCGGAUUCCUCCAGGUUGCCGCUGGCCUCACACUCCCUUGCUUGCUGUAACAGACCCUCAAAACUCACAGAAUCCGCUGCAAUGCGUUGCUUCAUCUUGCGUUUGUGUGCGGAACGGUUGGCGGCACGCCUGUCGCGUCGGUUCUUCCUCGCUUGGCUCGGGGCCAUCUUGCUUUCACACGUUGAUUAUAUAUUCGUUGUUUUCAGCAACCAACUGCGGCUCACCGUGUCGCAUGGAUCAGUACCGGCUUGGUACUUAUUCGACAAUGCCUCAGAUAAAGCAUGUUCUCUGAAGCUCAGAGUCACUUUAUGUAAAACGGGGGCUGCCGCAGACUGUGCCCCUGAAAGUGCAGAUGCCUGUGCUCUACGGCUAUACAUCGGACACAUGGUACAUGCGACGCGGGAAGAAAUCUGA
Messenger RNA from Chondrus crispus (carragheen), 489 nucleotides. RefSeq lists its product as hypothetical. The transcript has a single exon. Bases 1 to 489 code for a protein of 162 amino acids. The record is from RefSeq and is a predicted model, not a curated record. NCBI's taxonomy places the organism in Eukaryota, Rhodophyta, Florideophyceae, Gigartinales, Gigartinaceae.